UUAUAAUGAAAAUAUUAUGGGAGCACUUUUAACUGGGAUAGUUAAUACAGGAAGUAAAGUAAGGAAUAAUUGACGACGGGCCAUUGAAUUAUAAGAAAAUAAUACACACCAAGGUGGUAAUGCAGCACGACGCGAAGCGUCCACGGGUCUGUUGAAUGCUGCAUUCUGAUUGGCUGAGAAAUGUUCUAGGGGUGUUGAUUAUUUUUCUGUGAACCGCACACCUUACUUGUCAAAUGUCUUACAAAUAGUGCCGCAUUACCACCUUGGUGUGCAUUAUUUUCUUAUAAUUCAAUGGCCCGUUGUCAAUUAUUCCUUACAUAUAUGUAUUUUUGCAUGUGAAAUUAGAAAGUCUCGCUCUGAAGAUCUCCUUUAGGGUUUGUUGCCGGGGAGAAGCAGACAGGAGGAAGUAUGGAGAUACCGAACAUGCCAGAUAAGCUUCUCUGCUGCAGACAAUAAAACAACUGAACACAGAAGACAACACUAAAGCAAGAAUGUUUGGUCUUUUCUUUGUAAUCUGUCUGCUUGUGAUCCCAGGAAUGUGUAGCCAAAACUGGACAGUGAAAUACUCACACAGAUUAAAAUGUGCCCUGAAGGGCUCAACCACACUUCUGUUCAGCAAUUUCACAUAUCCUGAUGGUCUCAAUAUAAUCAAGAUAUUUUGGACCAUAGAUCCAGUAAAAGAUAAGGAGACGCCCGAUCUGUCUGAAGUACCAGAAUAUAAAGACAGAGUUGAGUACAUUCUGGAUAAGGAACAAAACUUCGUUCUCAAACUGAGUAAUGUAACAGAUGAGGAUGAACAUAUGUACUGUAUCAGAAUCAUAACCAAUGUAGGAAAACAACAAUAUUUGGGUCAUCCUGGAGUUAAGCUGAAAGUGACAGAGCUCAGAGUUGAGGUUCACAAUGAGGGAAAUUCUGCAGUUUUAUUUUGUAAAACCACAUGCAACCUUCCAAGAAGCAAAAGAUAUAUCUGGUACAAAAACAAAAGUCCUUUUUCAGAAUCAUUCAUUAGUAAUAAACUGAUACUGCAGCCUGUGAGCAGUGAUGAUGAAGGAAACUACAGCUGUGCCAUAAGAGGAGAUAAACAUCUGAAAUCUCCAGCUGUCACACUAAGGAUUAUUACAGAGAGCCUGGCUGUGAGUAAGGUUACAGAGGGAGUGAUACUGGCUGUCGUCAUCACAUCUGUAUCUGUGAUCAUUUUGGUUUUCUUGGUGCUUGUAGGGAUCCGUAUCAGAAGGAAAAGAGCGACAUCAGACGUUCAAAACAACACAAAUCUACAGCACCAUAUGACGAUGAAGUCUUCUGAAGAGACUUAUGUGACCCUUGACCCCAAGACAACGAGUGCUGAUUAUGACACACUGGAUAAUGUGAGGAAACCCGCUGAUAACAGAUAACCCUGAAAGCACACAGUUCUGCCGGAGUGAACAGAAUCCCAGCUAACAGAAAAAAGUAAAAAAAAGGACAAAAAUAUCCGCUGUAUAAUUGGGAUGGACAAAC
This is a messenger RNA of Misgurnus anguillicaudatus (oriental weatherfish), 1494 nucleotides long. The record is from RefSeq and is a predicted model, not a curated record. Lineage: Eukaryota; Metazoa; Chordata; Actinopteri; Cypriniformes; Cobitidae.